Messenger RNA from Caenorhabditis bovis, 1101 nucleotides. The record is from the annotation of a GenBank genome assembly. Lineage: Eukaryota; Metazoa; Nematoda; Chromadorea; Rhabditida; Rhabditidae.
AUGAACUCCAGCGGCACAAUUGAGGAUCAAAUUCGACAGGUCGACAAGAUCAUUAAGGAAUGCGAGCAUUCACGGAAGACAUUGGAGCAAGUAAGUCGUCGUCUUGAUGAUCUGGCAGAUGAGGUGAAACGUUAUCGUGAUUUUCUUGGACACGAGAAAGCGCAUCGUGAUCCGACUGUGUACAAGACUGGAAACGCGGAACGUGUUACUUCGCACAAUGAGUCGAUUUGCGGUACAUUGAACAAUCUCACAGCGCAGCUCUCAGUGGAAUGGGCCGAGAAACUGCGCAACAUUUACAACAAUUUGCAUUCGCCGCCUCCAUCGACUCCUGGAUCGCGCAGCUCGGAUCAAUCGAAAUUACCAAAGCUUUCAACUAGCAAACCGACGUUCAAAAUGGCCCAUCACCGUCAAAGCCCAAUUGAUAUUAUCGCCGAUCAUGUUUGCCACGAUGGCGAAACAUGCAAGCCGGAUACCUUGAAUAUCAACUAUUCUCCAGGAGACUGCUGUGACGUCAUCGUCAACGAGGGCGGCUUCCGUGUCAAUGUGAAAAAGAACUGCAAUACUUAUUUGAAUGCCAGCCAUCUUCCUGGCAAUUACCAGCUUGCUCAAUUCCAUGCUCAUUGGGGAUGCAAUGCCUCAGAGGGCUCCGAGCAUUUGCUCAAUGGCAAAAAGCUCAGCGGAGAGGUUCAUUUCGUUUUCUGGAACACCAAUUACUCUUCAUUCUGCGAGGCUCUUGAAAAGGAUGAUGGAUUAGCGGUUAUCGCAGUUUUCCUCAAGGAAGGAAAAUACAAUGACAACUACCAUGGAUUGAUUGAUGCGGUUCGCAAGGCUUCUGGAAACUCGAGUCCAGUCGCUAUUCCAAAAGACUUCCAUUUGGAGCAACUCUUCCCAGCACCAGAGCACAGAGAUUUUGUCACCUAUCUUGGAUCGCUUACCACCCCGCCAUUCAAUGAGUGCGUCAUCUGGACAAUUUUCACCGAGCCUGUCGAGGUUUCUUUCGGACAGCUCAACGUUCUGCGUAGCAUUAUUCCAUCGAAUCAUCGCGCAUGCCAAGAUAGAUGCGGACGUAUCAUAAAAUCGUCCAAAGUCCUCGAUUUCUAA